Molecule: messenger RNA, 1171 nt
Organism: Prunus persica (peach)
Lineage: Eukaryota; Viridiplantae; Streptophyta; Magnoliopsida; Rosales; Rosaceae
Product: BURP domain-containing protein 5
Exons: 3
Coding region: 80-1087 (335 amino acids)
Source: RefSeq, a predicted model, not a curated record
AAGAGCCAGCUCCGACUUUCUUUAAUUUCUUGUUUCGUAUCCACUAGCUACAUCUGUUGCCAAGUUAAUUUCAGUCCUAAUGGGGUUUCAUCUCCCACUCAUCUUUGCUAUUCUCAGUCUAGCAGCAGUGGGAAACCAUGCUGCUCAACCAGCACCUCAACUUUACUGGAACUCCGUCCUGCCAAACACACAGAUGCCAAGAUCUAUCAGUGUACUUCUGCAUCCUGACUCCACAAAUGAAGAAAAGAGCACAUAUAUGAAUGCUGUUGGGAAUGGAAAGGGCAAACCUGAAAUUUUCCCAUUGGGCAUUAGACGUUACGUUCAAAAACGGUAUGGAGGGGGCAUUAGACGUUACAAUCAAGAACGGUAUGGAAAAGGUCCUCCUCCAUCUGACAAUCAACUACUCCAUUAUAAAGACUUGGCUAUUUUCUUCUUCGAGAAGGACAUGCGCCCUGGCGCAACAAUGAAGUUCCAAUUCCCUAGAAAUUCAAACACGGCUACUUUCCUGCCACGCGAAAGUGCUCAAUCGAUCCCCUUCUCCUCUAACAAACUAUCAGAAAUUUUCAACCAUUUUUCAGUGAAGCCAACAUCUGUGGAAGCCAAAACAAUUAAGCAAACAAUCCAAGAGUGUGAAGCUCCAGGCCUUAAGGGAGAGGAAAAAUAUUGCGCCACAUCUUUAGAAUCAAUGGUUGAUUUUAGCACUUCGAAGCUUGGAACAAGAAACGUUGAAGCAAUCUCGACGGAGGUAUUGGAAAGAGGAGCCACCAUGUCCAUGCACAACUAUACAACAAUGCCGGGACUGAAGAAGUUGGCAGGUGACAAAGUCGUUGUGUGUCAUAAGGAGAACUAUCCCUAUGCUGUGUUUUUCUGCCAUGCAAUAAAACAAACAGCAGCAUAUGUUCUCUCCCUGAAAGGCGAUGAUGGGGAGAAGGUUAAAGCAGUAACCAUCUGCCAUCUAGACACAUCAGAAUGGAACCCAGAGCAUUUGUCCUUCCAAAUCCUCAACGUUAAGCCCGGAACAAUUCCCAUCUGCCAUUUCAUUUCCACUGAUGGUAUUGUCUGGGUUCCAAAACACAAAUCUGCAUGAUCAUCACUUAGCACUGUACGUAUAAUAAGCUUGGUUGGGUUGCACCCUAGGCCUGUAUAAUUAACUCCCUACUUAUUUCUGCCU